This is a messenger RNA of Trematomus bernacchii (emerald rockcod), 4988 nucleotides long. Its product is annotated as calpain-15-like. The transcript is spliced from 13 exons. Gene Ontology annotation, molecular function: calcium-dependent cysteine-type endopeptidase activity. The record is from RefSeq and is a predicted model, not a curated record. The coding region runs from base 72 to 3071 and encodes 999 amino acids. Gene Ontology annotation, cellular component: cytoplasm. Gene Ontology annotation, biological process: proteolysis. NCBI's taxonomy places the organism in Eukaryota, Metazoa, Chordata, Actinopteri, Perciformes, Nototheniidae.
AGGAAUAUUCUUCUCCUUGGUGCACUGAGUGUCCUGUCUGCAGUCGGGGCGCUUCCUCCUGAGCCAGCAGCAUGGGAGGUUCUACUUCCUCCCUUGUUGAUGAGGCCGAGGGGGAAUCUGCCCCCCGGGGUGCCGCCUUGCCCCCCUCCCCCGUCAUGGGAUGUCUGAGGAGCAGCCAGAGCACCUCCAUCCCUCGACAGAGCCACAGACCCAGCAGGCACCGAGAGCGCAGUUUCUCUUCAGGUUCGAUGCCCAUGCAGAGGAGCCAGUGGGCUUGUGGUUGUUGCACUUUUCUAAACGCAGCCGGCGCCCACCGCUGCUCCAUCUGUGAAGCCCCCCGGCGCUGGACGUGGCAGCCAGGGGGCAGCAGGGAGGAUGGUCGCUGGUCCUGCCCACGCUGCACACUCGCCAACCCCCCCGACAGCCUGUCCUGCUCUCUGUGUCUCUACAGUGGAGCACCGGAGCGACCCCGGCGUUCCUCUGAGGAGCAGCCCCGGCCCCAGCGCUCCAGCAGCUGCUCCGGACCCCUGAGGACGUCGUACUCUGAGCAAAACACAAAAGAUGCAGCUAAAAGCAGCCUGCAUUGGGAGUGUUCGAGGUGCACUCUGCAGAACACCCCUACCUCCAUGUCCUGCUCCGCAUGUGGCGGGCCUCGCAAACUGUCUCUCCCCCAGAUCCCUGCAGACGCCCUGCUCCUGCCUGACGAUCAAACUGUGCAACAAGCAGAGCCUGCAGCCGGCGCGUUUUCUCUUUCCAUAUCCACCGGAGGAGAGAGUUUACCCGUAGAAGCUUCAUCUCCACACACAAACUCCUCCUCGAUGCUCAGCGCAGGGUCUUCCUCUCAUAAUAACCCCCUCCCCUGCAGCCGCAGAGAGGUGCCACCUCCAGAAGGCUGCCUCAAUCAAACUCACAACUUAAGUCCUUCUCCGUCCACGCUCGCUAUUUCACAUCUGUCCACCCAGCCAGAGCAGCAGCCCGGCAGGCGGCUCAGCAUCCUGAAGGAGGAGAUGUCCCCGCUGUCCCCUGCCCCGGACGGCCCUGCAUCUUUCCACCAGAGUGUCAACAGGACGGAGGAGUGGGCGUGUCCAGCCUGCACGCUCAUUAAUGUGGGCAAAGCCAAACACUGCCUGGCCUGCCACACUCCUCAGCAACAGGGCCGGCAGCUGAAGCCUGCUCCGUCCCCGGGGAGGAAGGAGAGCAUGCUGGUGGAGGAGCUGCGGCAGAGCGAUGAAGGAGAGGCCAAGGAGCUGUGGGAGAACAUCGUCAGCUUCUGCACUGAGAAUGCCGUGACGUUUGUGGACGACAGCUUCCCCCCCGGUCCGAAGUCGGUGGGCUUCCCAGUAGACGACAGCGUCCAGCAUCGGGUCAGAAAGUGGCUUCGUCCUCACGAAAUCAACUGCUGCAACUCGAGAGACCGCACAGUGAAGUGGUCUGUCUUUCGAACGCUUCGUCCGUCCGACAUCCUGCAAGGACUUCUGGGUAACUGCUGGUUCCUGAGUGCCUUGGCUGUUCUGGCUGAACGUCCCGAGCUGGUGGAGAAGGUGAUGGUGACGCGCGCGCUGUGUGCAGAAGGAGCCUAUCAGGUGCGUCUGUGCAAAGACGGCUCGUGGACCACCGUGCUGGUGGACGACAUGCUGCCGUGUGACGAGAACGGACACCUCCUCUUCUCUCAGGCCCAGCGGAAGCAGCUCUGGGUGGCUCUGAUUGAAAAAGCUCUGGCCAAGCUGCACGGCUCCUACUUUGCUCUGCAGGCAGGUCGUGCUAUCGAGGGUCUGUCCACGCUCACCGGAGCCCCCUGCGAGUCUCUGGCUCUGCAGGUCAGCACCACCAACCCCAAGGAGGAGUCCAUCGACACAGACCUCAUCUGGGCCAAAAUGCUGAGCUCCAAAGAGGCAGGUUUCCUGAUGGGGGCGUCCUGUGGGGGUGGUAACAUGAAGGUGGAUGACUUGGAGUACGAGUCCCUGGGUUUACGUCCAAGACACGCUUACUCUGUGCUAGACGUGAGGGAUGUAGACGCUCACAGGUUAGUGCAGCUGAGGAACCCGUGGGGCCGCUUCUCCUGGACGGGAUCCUGGGCCGAUGACUGGCCCAGCUGGCCUCCCAACCUGAAGAGGGAGCUUUGUGCCCAGAGAGCUGAGGACGGCCUCUUCUGGAUGGACUUCUGGGAUUUCAUCAGGUACUUUGACUCAGUGGAUAUCUGUAAGAUUCAUUCAGACUGGCAGGAGGUGAGAACGCCGGGUGUUUUCCCCCGAGGAGCCAACGUCCCGCUGACGCUGGUGUCCAUCACGGUGCUGGAGAGGACCGCCAUGGAGCUGGCUCUGUUCCAGCAGGGCAGCAGGCGGUGGGACACAGCGGAGAGCCACCUGCUGGAUCUGUGUGUGUUGUUGUACCGAGUUUCCUACGACAGCACGGGGUCGCCCACGCUCGGCCGCCUGCUGGCUCACAGCCGCCGCUCUGUGAGGAGGUUUGUGGGCUGCGACGUGAUGCUGGAGCCGGGAGAGUACGCCGUGCUCUGCUGCGCCUUCAACCACUGGCACAGCAGCCCCCCAGAGGGGAACAGUAAGGCCUCUGAGGAGCCGGGCUACAUGCUGGCGGUCUACAGCUCCAGGCUGGUGAUGGUGGAGCAGGUAACGGCCUCCAGCAACACCAUCGCCGACGCCAUCAUCCAGCUCACCGAAACUAAAGGAGAGAGACACGAGGGUCGAGAGGGGAUGACCUGUUACUACCUGACCCACGGGUGGGCGGGGCUUAUCGUCAUGGUGGAGAACAGACACCCGAGACAUCACCUCCACGUGUCAUGUGACUGCAGCGACAGCUUCAACGUGGUGUCGACGCGCAGCAGCCUCAAAACCAUCGACAGCAUCCCGCCUCUGCACAGGUGUUCCUCUCUCAGGCAGGUGCUGGUGGUUUUGUCUCAGCUGGAGGGAAACGCUGGUUUCUCCAUCACUCACAGGCUGGCUCACCGUAAGGCCGUGCAGGCUUCUCUGGGGAACUGGAGUCCCUCGAAGGCAACACACAGCCCGGCUCUGAGCCCGGAGAUAGCAGGUCUGCAUCAGCCCCGCCCCCUCUGACCCCCCCGGCCCCUCUGACCCCCAGCACCAGGAUCCAGAUAAAAGAUCUGCUUCACACACUACACAGGGGAUUUAACAGGGAGGCAGCUGCUUUAAAGGAACAGUCCAACAUCUAAGGAGUAGCUUUGGAUCAUUUCAGGUCAAACAUUGACUAAAUGUAGUACAUGGGAGGUGAUAUAUAAUCAGUGAAAUACAUUCUGAAUUAUGAUUACAGUGAAACAUUUACAAAAGACAUUUGCGAGAUGAAAAAAUAUUCUCCGAAAUCAAAAUGGUAAAAUGAUGGUAAAAGAAUCAGAAGUUUCACUUGAAAAAAAACCCUCAGAUAUUCUCAGAGAAUACAUGUGUACAUUAAAAAACACAUUUACAAUAAUUUCUUUUUCAAUAUCCCCAAAGACACUUUUUAAUCUACGGGAAAGGAUAAUUAUCCGAGAUUUAAAUUAUAAAUAAAAUGUUCAACAUCUUGGCAAUACUGAAAAAAACAAAUAACAAAGAAAAGUCACCAGCCAACAACCCCGGUUUUAAAAUCCCAACUAAAAUAAAUAAUUACACUGUCAUUUCGCACUCAAAUAAGACCAUUUAUAUCACCAGAAUAAAUGUGUUUUUUGCACUAGGACAAAUGUUUUUGUUGCACUAAAAUAAAUAAUAAGGCUGUUUUUCCCCCCUAAAUAUUACCCCCUCCCCCGGCUCGAAAGUUAUUUGUUUGUAACCUUAAAUGACCCAAAUACACCAUAUUACAUUUCUCUUAAAUGUUGGACUUGUUUACAAAGAGUAAUCACAUUUAGUGAGUCGUUCUGUUUCAGCUCCCACGUUUUGGAGUCAGAGCUCCCCUGAGACAGAAAGAAUCUUUUAUUAUUAUAAUUAAACCUUAAUGGGGAGAAUAAAACAGUUAUGCAGCUUUUUAUGUUUAUGUUAGGUUACACAUUAGAUAAUAACAUGUUAUCAUUAGAGCACGUCAUACAAGAGAUGCAGCUCAAAGUGCUUCACUAAAAAUAAAUGCAACACACUUUUACCAACACAGAAUACAAUCAAACAUAAAGACAUGCUCAAAUAUACAAGUGAUAUUAAAAUAAUUUGAGAUUUUAUAAAGAAAAUAUUGAGGAUUGCUUUAUAUAUAGGCCAAAUCAUUUUGUCUAAAAGGUUUCAACUCGUGUUAAAAAGUGCCACUGCCAUCACUUUUCAUAGGGACUAUUUCUUUGGUUGAAAGUAGUCCCCAUAAAAACUGUUUACACUGGAUUGUGUGGAUUAUCAAAGAGCGUUACAUUUGAUUUCUCCACUUCGGUUACUUAACAUUCUAAUCAAUUCAGGCGUCAACUAAUUUAGUGAUUGGAUUGACAAUUUGAUUAUUUAUUUCUGUCCUCAGAGCAGCUCUGCGUCCAAAAACAGUAGUUGCACAUUCCUCCACAGAGACAUGUAGAAACACAUGAUGCACUUUAUAUUUCACACAUUUCAGAUCACAGGCUGGUCUUCAGGUCCACACUGUCUUAAUUGCACUGGUGAUAGAUGAGUAGAAGUGAUUCACUUUAGUUAGUUGUGUCUGAACUGGCUGCCAAGAAUAUUCACAGUAAUAACAAACAUGGUGUUUAUUCUCCUUAGUGUCUCUCCGUCAUUAUACUUGUAGGACGUCCUUUAAUGAAGGAUGUUUAAAUACAUUUUUAAAGUAGAGACAGUCUUUGUGUGAAAGCAUUAGCACUUUACAAACUUGAAAACUAUGCUGAAUUGUCAUAUUUUACUUUAAAAUUCGCAAGGAAGAAAAAUAUUUGUGCCGAUCUAAUCCAAAACAUCAUUAUUGUGAGAGAAUUUAAAAUAUAAACUAUGCAAAUGUUUGAAAGCUGUUGUGAUGCUCAGUUAAAUUAAACAUGUAUAUCUCUUUAUCGUUGGGUUAUCUGUUAUAUUUCUAUGUGUAUUUUGCUAUUUUUU